GAACCUACCUGAACACAACUGAGAGCUUUAACCCUAAAUCGUAUCCCUUAAUCGCGUAAUUUUUUUUUUUUUUUUACUUUUUUUUCCAAUGGAGAUUCUUCCGAUACCGGCGGAGAGCUUUAAGGUAGGAUUCAUCGGAGCUGGUAAAAUGGCUGAGAGUAUAGCUAGAGGUGUGGUAGCCUCUGGUGUGCUUCCUCCUAAUCGUAUCUUCACCGCCGUUCACUCCAAUCUCAACCGCCGUGAUGUCUUCGAAUCCUUCGGCGUCAGUGUCUUCUCUAAUAGCGAAGACGUUGUUAAAGAAAGCGAUGUUGUUAUAUUCUCUGUCAAACCCCAAGUUGUUAAGAAGGCUGUCAUGGAGUUAAGAUCGAAGCUUUCAAAGAAUAAGAUUCUGGUUUCGGUUGCAGCUGGAAUCAAGUUGAAAGAUCUUCAGGAAUGGUCUGGUCAAGAUCGAUUCAUAAGGGUGAUGCCUAAUACACCUGCCGCAGUUGGUGAGGCAGCUUCAGUUAUGAGCCUCGGAACAGGAGCAACGGAAGAGGAUGGAGAAAUUGUCGCUAAGUUGUUUGGCGCGGUGGGGAAGAUAUUGAAAGCUGAUGAGAAAAUGUUUGAUGCUGUCACUGGUCUCAGUGGAAGUGGACCAGCAUACAUAUUCUUAGCCAUUGAAGCUUUAGCUGACGGAGGGGUAGCUGCUGGUCUACCACGAGAACUCGCAUUGAGUUUAGCUUCACAAACUGUUCUUGGAGCUGCAACAAUGGUGAGCAAAACCGGAAAGCAUCCAGGUGUGUUGAAAGAUGAUGUUACUUCACCCGGCGGCACUACUAUAGCUGGAGUUCAUGAGCUGGAGAAAGGCUCUUUCCGUGCAACACUUAUGAAUGCUGUUGUUGCUGCAGCUAAGCGAAGCAAGGAGCUCUCACAAAACUAAUCUCUAUAUCUGGCUGCUGCUAUUGUUUCACCUUACAGAUUCAUUAGAAUAAGUGUUAUGGCAUUGCUUGUUUUUAGAUGAGUUUUCCCCACUUGUCUUCGAUGGUAGAGGUGAAGAUUAGUAUCUAGACGUUUUAUCGAUUCAGUACUCGGAUACUUCUUUUCUAAUUACCUCUUGACUUGAUUCUGAUUCUUUUUUGUAAAUGACCACGAUGAAUUGUCUAAACUAAAGAAUCUAGAACAUGAGUAUGAUAA
Messenger RNA from Camelina sativa (false flax), 1173 nucleotides. RefSeq names its product pyrroline-5-carboxylate reductase-like. Gene Ontology annotation, biological process: L-proline biosynthetic process. The record is from RefSeq and is a predicted model, not a curated record. Gene Ontology annotation, molecular function: pyrroline-5-carboxylate reductase activity. Lineage: Eukaryota; Viridiplantae; Streptophyta; Magnoliopsida; Brassicales; Brassicaceae.